This is a messenger RNA of Sinocyclocheilus anshuiensis, 825 nucleotides long. RefSeq names its product interferon alpha/beta receptor 1a-like. Gene Ontology annotation, biological process: cytokine-mediated signaling pathway. Gene Ontology annotation, molecular function: protein binding; interferon receptor activity. The transcript has 5 exons. Gene Ontology annotation, cellular component: plasma membrane. Bases 100 to 825 code for a protein of 241 amino acids. NCBI's taxonomy places the organism in Eukaryota, Metazoa, Chordata, Actinopteri, Cypriniformes, Cyprinidae. The record is from RefSeq and is a predicted model, not a curated record.
GAAGAAGAAGAAGAAGAACACUCAGCUGAGCCAUCGAACAUGACUUCUGCAUGACUGAAGCUGUGCCUCCUGUGUUGUGAGCAGCAGCGCAAUGCGGAGAUGAAGGCGCUUCGCUGCUUCUGCUUCUGUUCUCUGCUUCUGCUGAAAGUGUCCGCGGGAUUCGGAGAUCUGAGGCGUCCUGAGAACGUCAGCGUCGACUCGCUCAACACCCGUUAUGUGCUGCGGUGGGACUGGCCUCAUGAGACCGCCGCCAACCAGACUGUCACCUUCACUGCGCAGUAUCUACGGGAGUUUCGGUCCCGGAAGGACAGUAAUGAGAAGUACUGGACAUCGGUGUGUGUCAAUGUUUUGGAGCAUCGCUGUGAUUUCACUGGAGCUAUAAAUUACAAAAUCUUUUUUCUGCUGCGUGUGCGGGCAAACACGUCACAGCAGUCUUCCGGCUGGGUCCAGAUCAGUUUCUGUCCUGAUGAACACGCUGCUUUAGGUCCUCCCUCCAGCUUGAAGCUGAGCUCGAUUAAAGGAGAUCUAGAGAUCAUCAUCACCGAUCCUCUGAGCAGCACUAACCAGUCCAUGAAAACUUUGCUGAACAACAGGUUGAGCUACCUCAUCCAGUACUGGAGGCGCUCUGAAGAGCCUCAGAAGGCUAAAGUCCUGGAGACGAAGAACAAUCUGGAGAUGCUGACUGAGCUGGACAGACAGACGUGGUACUGCGUGAGAGUUCAGAGCCGUGAUGGCUCCCAUAACAAGAGCAGCGUCUUCAGCGACACACACUGCACACCGAAUAUUUAUACUCUGUUACCUGCUCCAAAAGGAUAUAUAUCAUAA